Pseudoliparis swirei is the source of this 3599-nucleotide messenger RNA. RefSeq names its product sodium channel protein type 8 subunit alpha-like. The record is from RefSeq and is a predicted model, not a curated record. Gene Ontology annotation, biological process: neuronal action potential; membrane depolarization during action potential; sodium ion transmembrane transport. Gene Ontology annotation, molecular function: voltage-gated sodium channel activity. Gene Ontology annotation, cellular component: axon; voltage-gated sodium channel complex; plasma membrane. Lineage: Eukaryota; Metazoa; Chordata; Actinopteri; Perciformes; Liparidae.
CAGGUGGAUGCAGAGGACAGACAGACAUGACGAGUCGAAUGUCCUUCUUUGAGCUGUGGAGGAGCAGGAAGGAGCAAGAGGAGCUGCUCCAGAGAGCCAAUCAGAGGAGACUCUGUCCUGCACAGCUGAGGCUGCUGCUGGGGGACAGUGGAGUCCGGGCAGCACUGCAGAACACCAGGACGGCGUCUCUGCUGCCCCCUGUUGGUGCGGAGGUGUUCAGACGCCUGACACCGGCUUCACUUGAGAAGACCCACCCCCCAGGUGACGCUCAGGGGGUGGAGCUACAGACGAGGAGCAGCAGCGAGGUAACAGAGAACACCCAGGUCAAACCAGCCAGUGACCUGGAGGCCGGGAAGCCCCUCCCAUUCUACUAUGGAACCCCAUCCCCUAAGCUUCUGAACACCCCAUUGGAGGAUCUGGAUCCCUUCUACCAAUCAGAGACGUUCGUCGUGCUCAGUAGAGACCACAUGAUUCACAGGUUUGAUGCUGAGUCCGUCUGUUUCCUGCUGAGUCCGUUCAGCCGGCUGAGGAGCGUCUCCGUCCUCACCGCCUCGGUGUUCAGAUGGUUCUUGAUGUUCACGGUUCUCACCAACUGUGUGUUGAUGACCCUGAAGGAACCGGCAGCCUGGAGCAGGGCGGUGGACUGCGUUUUCACAGUCGUCUACACACUGGAAGCCGUCAUGAAGAUCCUCUCCAGAGGCUUCUGUGCCGGGAGAUUCACCUUCCUGAGAGAUCCCUGGAACUGGCUGGAUGUGGUGGUGAUCAGCACGGGAUUCCUCUCAGAGUUUGUAGACUUGGGCAAAGUGUCUGUGCUCAAGACAGUUCCUCGAGUCCUGAAGAUCAUCCCUCUCAUCCCAGGUCUGAAGAAGACUGUGGGAGCUCUCAUCCAAUCACUGAAGGGCCUGGCCAGCGCGCUGGUCCUGGCCUGCAUCAGCAGCUUGGCUCUGAUUGGUCAGCUGCUCUUCAUGGGAGACCUAAGGAACAAAUGUGUCAUUUGGCCUGAUAUGGAAAAUAUGACAAGAGACGCCACAGGGAUCAGUUUCAAGGAGAGCAUUAACAACGCUGAUCAUCAGUACUUCCUGCCGGGUCGGCGUGACGCGCUGCUCUGUGGAAACAACUCCAACUCUGGGGGCUGUCCGGAGGGCUACACCUGUCUGAAGGCAGGAGGAAACCCCGACUACGGCUACACCAGCUUCGACUCGUUCGGCUGGUCUCUGCUGGCUCUGGUCCGGCUGACGGGGUCCUGGGAGGAGCUGCUGCAGCAGACGUUACGAGCAGCCGGUACAGCCUACCUGGCCGUCUUCGUGCUCGUCUUCCUCCCCGGCUGCUUCUGCGUCCUCGGCCUGGCGUUUGGGGGCGUGGCCUCGCUGUGCCGCGAGCGGGAGGAAGCCGGCAUGGCCGAGCUGCGGCGCCGAGAAGACGAGUUCGCUCUCGUCCUGAAUGCCGUGAAGAGGAGAGAGGAAGAGGAGCAGCCGGCCUGCAGGGCGGCGCUCUCAUCGGAGCGCGACGGUGAAAACACAGAGGCCUUCCUUGAAGAAACAAGUCAUCAGUAUCCUUAUGGCUGUACCGCUGGGGUUAGGGUUCGGCUCAGUAAAGGCCCUCCUGGUCAGAGUCCUGCAGCUCUCAGCCAGCGGUGUGUUUCAGGGCUGGAGGGCCAGGCGGCGUGUCCUCGCUGCUGCUCUGUCCUCGCCGACGUCCUCCUGAAGUGGAGCUGCUGUGGCUGCUGGCGGUGGCUCAAGCAGCGGCUCUCCAGCUUCAUCACGAGCCCCUUCUUUGACCUCGGGGUCGUCAUCUGCCUCAUCGUCAACAUCCUCUUCAUGUGCAUGGAGCAUUACCCCAUGACGGAGCGCUUUGUGCGGACGCUGACCACCGCCUCUCUGGUCUUCACGGGGAUCUUCACAGCCGAGAUGCUCCUCAAACUCGUGGCCAUGGACCCGUACGGAUACUUCCAGGUGGGCUGGAACGUCUUUGACAGCAUCAUCAUUGCCAUCAGCCUGAUGGAGGUCACUAUUGACUUGAAUGUCAGUUGGUUCAUCGUGAUGCGGGUCUUCAGGAUGGCCAGGUGGUGGCCGUCCCUCCGCAUGUUCUUAAAGCUGGUCUAGACUGCUGUGAGGGCUCUGAGAAACCUGACCUUCGUCCUGCUCAUCACGGUCUUCAUCUUCAGCUUGGUCGGCAUGCAGCUGUUCCAGCAGGACUACGAAGACCACGUCUGUCGCAUCUCGAAGGACUGCCUGCUGCCGCGCUGGCAUUUCGGGGACUUUUUCCACUCCUUCCUCGUCAUCACCAGGGUCCUGUUUGGAGAGUGGGUCCAGAUCAUGUGGGACUCCAUGGAGGUCUCGGAUCGGACCACAUGUCUGAUAUUCUUCUCAAUGGUCCUGGUCAUCGGAAACCUGCUGGUCCUGACCCUGUUCCUGAAGCUGCUGCUGAGCUCCUUCAGCUCUGACUGUGUAGCGGAUCCAGAAGGAAAAGAACAAAGCAACGUGGCGCUGGCCUUCAGUCGGAUCCUCAGGGCGUUGGGGACUUUACUGGGGAAGAGCACCCAUGACCCCCCCGACCACACAGGCAACAAGGAAGUCCCGGGUCCCCUAAGCGGUGACGCCCACUCGGUCCCCGUCGCAGCUGCUGAGACGAAGACUGAUGACGACGAAGAGAAAGAGAAAAAAAGCCCUGCAGAGGACCAGGAUGGAGAGCUGCCUGAGGCCUGCUGCACUGCCCGGUGGUACCGGUGCUGCCCGUUCCUGGACGUAGACACGUCCCGCGGCAGAGGGAGGGUCUGGUCUACCUUCAGGAGAGCGUGUGUCUCCAUCGAGCAGCACACCUGCUUUAAGAGCAUCAUCAUCGUCAUCAUCGUGCUGAGCAGUGCAGCUCUGAUGUUUGAGGACCUCCACCUGCAGCAGCGCCAGGUGUUGAGGGCGGUGCUGGCCAGAGCCGACCAGGUGUUCACCUGUCUCUUCCUGGUGGAGGUGCUCCUCAAGUGGAUCGCCUUGGGGCUCAACAAGUACUUCAGCGACGCCUGGAGCUGGAUCGACUUCCUCAUCCUACAGGUGUCUCUGGUGUCUCUGGCUGCCGACUCCUUGGGGCUCUCUGUGUUCGGGGCCUUCCAGCUGCUGAGGACCUUCACGGCGUUGGGGCUCCUGAGGGUCAUCUCUCGCCUCCAGGGCCUGAGGGGGGUGGUGCAGGCUCUGGUCCGGACCGGCCCGUCCAUGCUGGACUUCCUGCUGGUGGUCCUGGUCCUCUGGACGGCCUUCAGCAUCCUGGGGGUGACCCUGUUCUCUGGACGCUUCUCCUCCUGCGUCAACGAGACGUCGGGGGAACGGUUCUCCCCGCAGGACGUGGACAACAAGACGGACUGCCUCUGGCGGACCUGGGGGGACCCGGGGGUCCGCUGGGGGAACCAGGACCUCAACUACGACAACGUGUUGAGCGGAUACCUGGCGCUGCUGCAGCUGGUGGAGUCACAGCCGAUCUAUGAGUCCAACCCCUACAUGUACCUGUACUUCAUCUCCUUCAUCCUCUGCUGCUUCUUCACUUUCAACUUCUUCAUCAGAGUCAUCAUCGACCACCUGCUGAGAGACCAGAUGAGUCUUUAUUCUGACUGA